This is a messenger RNA of Hordeum vulgare subsp. vulgare (domesticated barley), 583 nucleotides long. Its product is annotated as farnesyl pyrophosphate synthase-like. Gene Ontology annotation, biological process: trans, trans-farnesyl diphosphate biosynthetic process. The record is from RefSeq and is a predicted model, not a curated record. The transcript has 4 exons. Gene Ontology annotation, cellular component: cytoplasm. Bases 1 to 438 code for a protein of 145 amino acids. Gene Ontology annotation, molecular function: (2E,6E)-farnesyl diphosphate synthase activity; dimethylallyltranstransferase activity. NCBI's taxonomy places the organism in Eukaryota, Viridiplantae, Streptophyta, Magnoliopsida, Poales, Poaceae.
AUGCUGGAUUACAAUGUCCUAGGAGGAAAGUGCAACCGUGGGCUCUCUGUCAUUGACAGCUACAAGACAUUGAAAGGUGUCGAUGUUUUGAGCAAGGAGGAGACGUUUCUUGCCUGCACCCUUGGUUGGUGUAUUGAAUGGCUUCAAGCAUAUUUUCUUGUGCUUGAUGAUAUCAUGGACAACUCCCAGACACGACGGGGCCAGCCUUGCUGGUUUAGGGUGCCUCAGGUUGGCCUUAUUGCUGUAAACGAUGGGAUUAUCCUUCGCAACCAUAUUUCAUGGAUUCUUCAACGCCACUUCAGAGGAAAACCGUAUUAUGUUGAUCUCAUUGAUUUGUUCAAUGAGGUUGAGUUCAAGACAGCUUCAGGGAAGUUGUUGGAUCUUAUCACUACUCACAAGGGAGAAAAGGAUCUCACAAAAUAUAACUUGAAUGUGUAAGUUCAUGUUGCAGUAACUUUUGCACACUUAGUUUCCUUGCAUGGUUUACCUCAUUGUUAUAAUAUCAGUGUACACUUUAUUUGUCUGGUAGUGAAUUCCACCUACAAGGGCCGGUCCAAUGCUAGAAUAGAAGCAAACUUUAAUA